AAUUUCUCGCCUGCAAGCGUUUGAUGCUCCUCGGCACAUGAUCCAUAUGGCCUUAUUAAGCCUUUGUCAGUCUUCAUAGGCGAAUUACUACAAAAACAUUGUUAUAUCGCCGCUCAAUCCCACACACGUAACCAGCGUGGGUUCAGUGGUCGCCAGUCCAUAACACCCGCUAGCAGCAGCAGUAGCCAUGCCCGUCUUCGAAGAGACAUCCCGCGCAUCACGGGAGCUCAGAAACCUCCCCACGAUAGCCCAGCCACUCCCUCGCCUCACGCCGCGACCGCAACCUCGGGGCCGCCACGCCCAGACGGCAUCGUCAGCCCCAAGCAGCAGCAGCAAUGGCACCUCCGACGACCUGGAACGCUACGAGGUGGUCGUCAUCGGUGCCGGUCCGGCAGGUCUCUUCCUCACCCUCAACCUCGCCCGGCUCGGCCUGACCGACGACUCGCUGGCGUGCUUCGACGCCAAGCCCGCGGCCCUCAAGGCGGGCCAGGCAGACGGCCUGCAGCCGCGCACGCUCGAGGUCCUCCGCUCGCUCGGCCUGCACUCGGAGAUCCUCGACGAAGGAUGCCACAUGUCUGAGGUGGCGUUCUGGAACCCCUCGCAGGCGACAGGCAAGUCGGGCAUCGAGCGGACGACGUUUGUGCCCGACGUCGCCGUCCGCGCGCGGUUCCAGCACGAGGUCACGAUCCACCAGGGCCGUAUCGAGCGCAUCCUGGAGGAGAACCUGGGGCUGUACAGCCAGCGCGGGAUCGUGCGGAAUACUCGCUUCGUGGGGUAUACUCUGGACGAUUCUGAAGGUGGUGGUGUGGACGCGGAGUUCCCAAUCACCGUCACGCUCGAGCAGCGGCCCGAGGGCAGCAGCAGCAGUGACUGGGACAGCGCGGAGGUGACUACGAAGAAGGUGCGGACAAAGUAUCUCGUCGGCGCGGACGGGGCACACUCCCGCGUGCGCAAGGCGAUGGGCCUGCGCCUCGAGGGCGAGAGCCAGGACCAUGUCUGGGGCGUGUGCGACUUCGUGGCCGACACGGACUUCCCGGACAUCAGGAAACGGUCGGCGGUGCACUCGGAGGCCGGGUCGCUCAUGGUCAUCCCGCGCGAGCAGACGGUCACUGGGGAUUACUUGACCCGGCUCUAUGUCCAGAUCAAGGAUGAGGUCUCGCCCGAGGACAAGAGUGUCAUGGCGGAGGACGAGGAGAAGGAGGCGGAUGAGCUGCGGAAGAAGCGCAAGUACCAGGAGAAGCGCCAGAAGGUCACGCUGAAUUAUAUCUUCGAGCAGGCGAACCGCGUCUUCGCGCCGUACAGCAUCAAGGUUCGCGAGGAUACCGAGGUCGACUGGUAUGCUGCAUAUCAGAUCGGCCAGCGCAUGACAGAGGCUUUCACGAAGCAGGACAAGCAGGGUGCAGAGAGGAUAUUUAUCGUUGGGGACGCUUGUCACACUCACAGUCCAAAGGCCGGUCAGGGCAUGAACGUCUCCAUGAUGGACUCGUACAAUCUCGCCUGGAAGCUCGUCCACACAAUCCACGGGCUUGCGCCCGAGGGUGCCAGCGAUGGCCCAGGCUCAGCUGCUGCAUCUCCACACCCGGUUCUUGCGACUUUCUCGCUCGAGCGCCUGGCCGUCGCGAAGCAGCUGAUUGAGUUCGACACCAAAUUCUCGUCAAUGUUCAGCGGCGCGAUCGGCGCCUCGGACGACGACGAGGCCGUCAGCUCUCUCACGCACGACCAGUUCCUGCAGGUCUUCCGGGAUGGCAACGGCUUCACUAGUGGCUGCGGCAUCGAGUACCUGGAGAGCACAGUCGUCCAGCCUGUGGUCGCGAGCCAGGAGGCACCACAGGGAUGCGCCCGGUCUCCGAUCAAUCCUGACGGCGACGUCUUGAAUGGCUGUCUUCGUCCUGGAAGGCGGCUUGCUGACGCAGUCGUAAGGCGCUUUGCAGAUGCAAACCCGCGACAUCUGCAGGAUGACUUCCUGUCGACUGGGCGAUACCGCAUCCUCUUCUUCUCCUCAACCGACAUUCACGACCUACAAGGGAGGACCGCGAAAGCGCUCGCGCACAUAGGCGACACCAUCAUCCCCGCGUUCCCAAAGUCGAUGAUCCAGCUUACAGUCCUCCAUCCGUCCAGGACGCAGCGCUUCGAGUGGACCGAUGUGCCCAAGCAGAUCAAGCAGCACGCAGAGAUGCGGUUCCACGGUGUCGGGGUGGGCGAGGAGGAUGUGUAUGGCGUGUACGGUGUCGAUGAGAAGCUUGGUGCGGCGGUGGUGGUCCGGCCUGAUGGAUAUGUUGGUGCCGUGGCUGGGCUGGACGAUACGCAGGCUCUGGAAGCUUAUUUGAGGCGGUGCCUGCGGACGUUGUAAACGACCAGCGUCAAGUAUUACGUACUACAUCGGGAAAAGAUUAAUGAGUAUCGAAAUAUCUGCCAGUGGCGGGGCAUGUGAGGCGGCGUGUCUGAAGAUCCACUAACACUGAAGGCAUUGUCACUCGUGAGACAUCC
Microdochium trichocladiopsis is the source of this 2487-nucleotide messenger RNA. Its product is annotated as FAD binding domain-containing protein. Gene Ontology annotation, molecular function: FAD binding. Lineage: Eukaryota; Fungi; Ascomycota; Sordariomycetes; Xylariales; Microdochiaceae. Bases 188 to 2350 code for a protein of 720 amino acids. The transcript has 3 exons. The record is from RefSeq and is a predicted model, not a curated record.